GCUAACGAUUUUUCCCUCACAGAAUUCCAAUAAUUAUAUACACAGCGUUAACAUGUUCGUAACAGUAUGUCUAUCGUCCGAAGACAAAACUUGGUCUUUUGACAUCGGGCCCGAUAUUACUUUACAAGGAUUUAAAACUGUUUGCUCUUCUGAAACUGGAAUACCAGACAAUCAAAUGGAAUUGUUUUGCAACAACACUCGUUUAACCGAACCGAAUCGCUCUUUAAAAGACUAUGGCAUUGGAGAAAACGACAUAAUACUACUGACUAAGACAAUAGCUGCUGCUUCAACAAGAAACCCUACUGCUGUUAUGCCAAAUAUACCAAAGAUUGAUUUCAGCAAACUUUUGUUGACUCUGGUGCUCAAAUGACAAUCAUGAGUUCGGACUGUGCAAAAAGAUGCAACAUAAUGCGAUUAGUUGAUACCAGAUGGGAGGGGGUGGCUAAGGGGGUUGGAACGCAGAAAAUCCUCGGCAGGAUUCAUCUGGCACAGAUACAAAUCGAAGAUGUUUAUCUGCAAUGUUCGUUCUCUGUUUUAGAAGACCAACCUAUGGAUGUUUUGCUUGGUUUGGACAUGCUGAGAAGGCACCUUUGUGUAAUUGACCUGCGAGAAAAUAGUCUUAUUAUCGGAACAUCGCAAACAAGGACAAAGUUUCUCGCAGAGAGAGAUCUCCCAGUUCAUGGCAGACUUCACAAUCCAAAUGCAACACCAGAAACACAGAAAGAAGAGGAAGCUAUUAACAAAGCAUUGCUGGAGUCUGUUAACGAUGCAAAGCAGAAUCAAGAAUCUGAAAAGAAAGCCCAAGCAGAGGGAGUUAGCAACACGAAGAUUGCUAAAAUGGACGUAGCUGAACAGCCCACCACUUCCAGCAAACCUACAAAACCUGCAGAAUUUUACGCCAACAUACGAAAGUUGGUGGAUAUGGGAUUUAAUGAGUUAGAGGCAGAAGCAGAACUGAAUGCAAGUGGUGGAGAUUUACAGAAAGCUGUUGCAACUAUGUUGUCAAGGAACACACAGAAUUAAAUACAGCAAUAGGCAGAUGCUUAGCAGGGGUGCAUUUCGGUAACAAUUUUUAAUGUUUACUAUUUUAACACCUAUUCCAUUUCGUGGUGCAAUGUAAAAUGAAGCAGGGUCAUAUUUUUUACAAGAAAAGGUAUUGGAACUGUCAUUUACCUUAUUUGUUGACCGUUUGGAACACAUAUGUUCUGCUUUCGUGAAUACAGUUAUGUGCACAGCAAGAAUAGUUUGCAUUGAAUUAAUAAAA
This is a messenger RNA of Ciona intestinalis (vase tunicate), 1264 nucleotides long. The record is from RefSeq and is a predicted model, not a curated record. NCBI's taxonomy places the organism in Eukaryota, Metazoa, Chordata, Ascidiacea, Phlebobranchia, Cionidae.